Puntigrus tetrazona (Sumatra barb) is the source of this 2928-nucleotide messenger RNA. It is a transcript of the gene ccdc181, whose product is annotated as coiled-coil domain containing 181. The transcript is spliced from 6 exons. Gene Ontology annotation, molecular function: microtubule binding. The record is from RefSeq and is a predicted model, not a curated record. The coding region runs from base 463 to 1947 and encodes 494 amino acids. Lineage: Eukaryota; Metazoa; Chordata; Actinopteri; Cypriniformes; Cyprinidae.
UCUAAUAUUACCAAAGCUCAUAAAGUACAAUUAAUAGACGCUGAAAAUGAUUUCUUUGCUUAGGCUAUGUCACCUUAUUUAAGCAAAUAAAUGUUAAUUGUUUAUUCAUAACGAUUUUGCUAAACAAACCAAAGUAUCCUUUGUUGUAUCUUAUUGUUUUUCCACUAACUGUAUCACAGAUAAAAUCUGUCUGGAUCUUCCUUCUACAUUUACAAAGAGUCUGCGCAUGCGCGUGCUGCCACGACAGGCCGUGUUGUGUAUCUCUAUGGCAACAGCUGUUACAUGCUACUUUGAAGCUGAGGCCAACAGAGGAUUAGAGCGACCUGCUCUCUAAUGUACAGGUGCGCGUAGAGACCAGAUCUCUAGAAUAAAUAGGCCGGCUAAUGAAUUACCAUUCUCUAUUUUUGCACUUAACGAGAGGCAACACCAUACUUAAGUUUUAAAGGAGAAAGUGAAGAGAAAAUGAGUGGUUCUGCAGUCCAGAACACUCCGGAUGAGUAUGAGGAUGACUUUGAGAAAGACCUGGACUGGCUAAUCAGUGAGGAGAACAAGAGUGAGGAACAGGAUGAUGAUGACAUUGAAGCUCAGAUAGACAAAGAGCUUGAAGAAGAUGAGCAUAAAGAUGUACACAAACACAAGGAAGUGACUGAUGAAGAAGCAGAUGAACGGUGGCCAACGCCCAUGGAACCUUUGGAGGGUGUGUUAGAUACUGACAGGGACGACCUUGUAACCUCUCCACAUUUACAGAGCGACGAAGACCUCGAUGAAGAAAAGAAAUAUAUCUUGGAUAAAAUUCAAGAGGCUAACAAACAACUUCAGGACCAGGAUCCUCCAGACCACAGCCGGCGCAGACGGCUGCAGUUUAAAGACACUCUGGUUGACCUGGUGGUGCCUGCACAAGAGUUUGACGCUCAAGAGAACAACGGUGUCUCCUAUAGGGACUUAGAGGAAGAGCAAGAGGUGUCUGGACAAAUGGAGAGACUGAAGAUCUCUUCGAGAGAGGAAAGCGAGAUUGGAGAGCCUGAGGAUGAACAUAAUGAGGGAGCGAAGGAAGGACGGGUUUUGGUUGAGAAAGACGGUAAGUUUGAUUUAGUGAGUCUAAAGGAGGUGGAAAGUCAAGGACUGCUUCCUCCCUUGCCGUUUUCUCACAGCGACAAUCAGCGGGCAUCGUCACGGCAAAGUGAGUCUGGUCUCCAUCUCUGCAAGAGCCCCGUCUCCUCACCGGGGCAAAAUUCUACCUCACCUUUUCCCCCCGGUGCUGAGACUCUAUACAUCCCCAAACCUCCACCCAAGCACCGAAACAGACCCAGUUCUGCCAGACCGUCCCAAAGGGGAACAUGGGUUCAUGGCAACAAGCGCAGGGUCCAGUCUGCGAAUGGAGCUCCUUCACAUGCCACAUUCACUCUGUCACCGCAGCAGAAAGAAUUACUGGCUAAACUUCAACAGCGGAGAGAGAGGCAAGCGAAAGAGGAUGAGCUAAAGAAAAAAGAGGAAGAGGAACAGAAGCGCCAGGAGAAUGAGAUAGCCUUCCGAUCAUGGCUUAUGAGGAAGAGAGAACAGCUGCUGGAGGAGAGGAGAGUUCAGAAAGCCCAGGAAAUGGAAAGGAUGUACUGCAGGAGGGACUGCGGUGACCCAGAGGAGGCUUUUAAAAAUUGGCUCCAGAGAAAACAGGAACAGCAGUUCAAAGACAAGCAGUUGGAAGAGAUGAAGAGACUGGAAAAGGAGAGUGGCUUUUGCCUGCACAGCCGAGAGGAGAGCGAGAAGGCCUUCAGACAGUGGCUGAAGCGAAAGCGUACGGAGAAAAGAGCAGAACACCAGGCAGCUCGAGAGCGCUCACGCAGACUCAUGCUGGAAGAGCGCAGAGCAAGACGCAUGCAUGACCUCCACUGCACCGUCAAUGAGAUCAAACCCUUCCGAUUCAGCGAUCCCUACGGAUACCGCUACUGAUCACCUCAUAACAUACACACGUGACCGAUGUUACAACCAGGAUCUAAACUGAAGGUCCUCCAGUUCAGCAAUCGCUGUGGUUACUGCUUCAAGAGUCGUUGCCUAUUCACCUGUAUCUAUGGUUACUGUUCUAUUGAACUUCCUAAAGUUCUGUUGUCUCAUUUCCAUGAUACGGUGGAUGAAAGAACAUGCGGUUAGGAACACAGACGGGAGCUCUCUUUUAUUAAUUUUCCAUUCAUCCUUUUUCAAUAUACAGAGAUCAAACAGGUGCUUGAGUGGAUAUCCCUGUUCCAAGAGCUUUAGGCACUUAAAAUAAUUGCUACUCCAAGAUGAUUUAAUGGAGUUUUGCGUAACUGCUGAAUCACCGGAUAUUCUCAUUUUUUGUUUAGCUGGCCAUUCUGUAGUAUGCUACUGCAGCUACUGCAGGAACACUAUUAAUGCAGCAGAUCCAGAGCUACAAUGUGGGAAGUUGAUAUAAAAUGCAUUGGAAGAUGUUUAUACUUCAUCUAAGAAUAUUUUAAACAACAAUUCUUCAAAUUAUUAAACAAUCAGGAUUAUUAAACAAUCUAGGAAAAGUAAAAUUGUGUUUAAAAUAAUGACAACAUUCAAAUAAAUACACCAUGCCUUAUAGAUUCAUAAAGACUUGUAAAGUCUUUUGAUAUUUUAUUGAAGUUAAAUGUUUCACAUAUUUACAGAAAUCAAUCUAUUAAUAUAAAAAGUUUUGAAAACGAUCAUUAAUCUGACAACAAUUCCCAAAUCAUCCUCGAAACAUCAUUGUAUGCACACUACUGAUGAAGUUUGGAAUAAUUGAGACGCUUAUAAAUUACUGAUAUACAAGAAUGCAAUUUAUUUAAUAGCAAAGGUGUUUUUUUUGGCAGCCAUUACUCUUCAAUGUUUCACAAGCCUUAAUUAUAAAUUAAUUAUUUAAAUAUUUGAUCAAAUAAAUCCAUCACUAAGCUUAAGAGACUUCAAAAACAUUGU